AUGGCCGUCUCCGACGUCGUCGAUUUCAUCAAGCGCGAGCUCAACGCGACCAACCCCGCGGUUCGCGAGGCUAACGCCAUCUUGCUCCGCUCCGCCGCGAUGUUCGUCGCGAGCGUCGUCUUCAUGCGAAACUUUGGCGAACUUCUCGCGGUGUGA
Molecule: messenger RNA, 156 nt
Organism: Ostreococcus lucimarinus CCE9901
Lineage: Eukaryota; Viridiplantae; Chlorophyta; Mamiellophyceae; Mamiellales; Bathycoccaceae
Exons: 1
Coding region: 1-156 (51 amino acids)
Source: RefSeq, a predicted model, not a curated record